AUGAGUACAACAAUUGUAGAUCUCUUUACAUAAAUUAAAUAAUUGCAUCCAUGUAAUUUAUUUGAUUACUCUAGAGUAAAAUUUGGCUGAAUUUCAUCAAAAAUUUAAAGAUGAUGAUGAAUAUAAAAACAUCGUAAAAUAAAAUAACAAUACUAAAAGCAAUUUCGAUACAACAGAAGACCGAUAAACUUUGAUUAAUUAAUUAACAAACAUCAUCAAUGAUGUUAAAAUUGCUCAUAAGGAAUCUCUCCUUUCAGCUAAAUAGUUUGAAAUCUCCUCUGCUGAAAAACAAAAAGGUAUUUAAUUUAUAUAUUCUAUCAAAUUAGCCUUAAAUGAAAAUGCUAAUUUGAAAAAACAAAUUGGUGAUUUUGAGGUUUAUAGAAAUGUAUAACAUGUUUAAUAAGAAUACCUUAAGGAAUAUUAUAAUAUAGUUAUCUAGAAAGAAAAUGAGAAGUCAUAAGAUUUCAUUGAAGGGAUUUAAUAGGAAUUUGAAGAAAUUUAAACUAAAUUAGAUAAUGCCUUAAUUGCAAAGCAAAAAAAUGAAAAAGAAAAUUAAGUUUUGAAAGAAAAGUUUAAGGACAAAAAAUCUUAUGUUGAAUAAAGGAACUUAUAUUUUGAUUAAGAAAUUAAAAAAAUGGGUAAGAUAUGAUAAAUAUGAAAUACAAUAGAAUCAUUAAGGAAGGAAAAAUAUACUCAGAUGUUUGAAUAAAUAAAUAUUCUCAAUAAAUCCUUACACUCCGAAUUAGAUGAGAGUGGAAAAUUAGAGAGUUUGAGAAAAGAUGUAGCCCUUAUAGAUAAACAUCUAAAUCCUCAUCUUUAAAAAGAAUCUGAAUAUAAUUAACUAAUAGAAAAAACAAAUCAACUGAUAAAUCUGUAUAACUCAGAAGCAGAAAGGGUAAAGAUUUUAUUUAUCAAAGCUAUUAUAAUAAAUUUAAGACUAUUAAUAGAAAAUUUAAUCAAAUUAAAGAAUUUCUGAAUAAUCAGGCCCUUUCAUUUAUACUCAGGCAUUAGAAGUAACUCUAUUAAAAUAUUAUAGUAUAAAAGAUUGUUAUAAAAGUUAUAGUAAGAAUAAGAGAAAAGACAAUCAUUAUAAACUUUAAAGUCUGUUCUAUAAAAUUAAUUAAAAUGA
Messenger RNA from Paramecium octaurelia, 1129 nucleotides. The record is from the annotation of a GenBank genome assembly. Lineage: Eukaryota; Ciliophora; Oligohymenophorea; Peniculida; Parameciidae.